Molecule: messenger RNA, 2379 nt
Organism: Cyphomyrmex costatus
Lineage: Eukaryota; Metazoa; Arthropoda; Insecta; Hymenoptera; Formicidae
Product: protein FAM114A2
Exons: 4
Coding region: 277-2379 (700 amino acids)
Source: RefSeq, a predicted model, not a curated record
GAUUGCGAACGCUUGCUCGAUGACUCCGUCGUCGGCCACGUGACCGUCCAACGUAUAAACAACACACGCAUCACGCACAUACGUACACGGGUGCGUGUGCGGAAUACGGAUGUGGAGCAUAUGUUAACGCAAGUCUUACGCCUGUCGCCUGAUCGCUGAAAAAGUUGGAUUCUUCCUCGAUUCACAACAAGAUACGGUGGGCAUCGUGAUCACCCGAACAAGGAUUCUUUCCCCCCGUCUUUUUCAAGGGGACAGGUGUCCGUUAAGCAAAAGAGAAUGGCGACGUCCGAAAGUGACGCCGACUUUGAAAGCGCCGACGAGGAAUUGGGUCGCGGGGUCGUCGUUAAGAAAAACAUCCGGACGGCGGCACCCUACCGUACGACGAUUGACUCCGAGUCGGACGAUGAUACUGAAUAUGUUCCACGCGCGCCUUGUGGUAUCGCCAACUGGCAGAGCAGAUCUGAGACUUUCCGGAUGACGCCAGAUGUGUCGACGGGGCUAAAGACCUUGGUCGAUAAUGAGGAUGAUAAGAUAGAUAAUAGUGUCAAAGUUGAAAGUGAUGUACGUACCGCCAAGUCAAUUGGUUGUAUAGAGAAGGCCGUUGGCGAACGAGAGACUACAUCCUCCUUUGAAUCGAGAAAACUCUCAUCGACCUCCGUGAAAUCAGUAAAGGAUAAAGAAUCUGUGGUAAAGAGUAAUAAGAUCUUGAAAUCAGAUGUCAUGUCUGAAGUAGAAGCUACAAAAACCAAGUUGGAUGACAAGGAGAUCUCCCAAACAGAACAACAACAAGGUACCAUUGGUCAAUUAAAUGCAAAAGAAUUAGGAACUAGACUUACAAAUGAUAAGGUCGAUGAACCUUGCGUCAAUGUAACUACGGAACAGGAAGAUCCAGCCGAGUGUUCAAAUGAGAAAUCCUUACCGUUUGCGAGCAAAAGUGCCGAAUGUAAAUCAGAAGAAAAAUCGAAAACUCAAAUAACAGGUAAUCAAUCUAAACCAUCAACUGAUUUGUCGGAAAUGGACAUGCCGGAAGAAUUAAAGUCAAAUAAAAAAUUUAAAGAAGUUUUUCAGCCUGAAGGUUGGGAAGGACUCGGAGAUGACAUUGAGUUGCCUGAUGACUUGACAGACGAGAAAUUACAACCUAUGUUACAGAGGCUCUCCUUGGCAAACAAAGAAGAAAGCAAAGACGAAGGUUCUUUAGGUAGCUGGGGCAGUUGGGGAAAUUGGGGUGUAACUUCGCUAAUCAAUACAGCUACCGCAAGUGUAUCUACUCUAACUAGUCAUGUAUCUCAAGGAUUUACACUUUUGGAAGAUACAAUAGUACAGGAUCCUACAGAAUCAGAAAGCAUAAAACAGUAUGCAGUUCCUGAAACUGAUGGGGCACAGCCAGAGAUCCAGGAACAAGAAAGUCGACCGUUCAGUUCGUUCGGAUUUGGGAAUUUGAUAUCAGGAGUGUCCUCAAUUACAAAAUUGGUUGAAUCCACCAGUAGCAAAGUUAUGACGGGUGGUUUAGAUACAUUGGAGGCUAUCGGAAAGAAAACAAUGGAGGUAUUGCAAGAAGGUGAUCCUGGAUUAAAGAAAAAAAGGGCCUUUUUCAUGAACGAGUCGGAGAAACCGAAUUUAUCUCAAAUUCUCCGAGAAGCGAAAGAAAAAGCCGAGACCGAGGAGAAAACGAUCGAGGAACGCGAAUUAGCGAGGAAGGUGCAUUUCGAGAGUCUGUUUGACGAUUAUCAAGGACUCGUUCACUUAGAAGCUCUAGAAAUGUUAUCAAAACAGAGUAAUAUGAAAAUUCAACAAUACUUAAUCGAGCUGGGUACAAAUGACUUGGCAUCUGUGCAAGAAACAUUAGAAGAAAUCAAAGAACUUUGUGAUCUAGGUGAUGAAGAUGACAAUGAAGAGAAAGAUAAAGAUAAUAAAGAUUUGAAUAAUAGAUUAAAGAGCGCUUGUAACGAUCUUGGUGUUGAUAUUACUUAUGAAAAAUUAUACGAUGUUUGGACAGAAACGGAAAAUUAUCUUGCAUUAUCCACGACGCGUACAGAUCAGGAAAUCUUUCAGAAUGCUAUAUCGACAUUGGCACAGUUUACAGCAUUCUCCGUAGAGAGAUUUCAUAAAACGGCAGAAUUAUUGUUAAUUAAAGAACGUCGCAGUACAGUGAAUGAAGCAGAUGCCUUGGUACAACUUACCAAUGUUCUAUCUAAUCAGAUUAGCUUAUUGGCCAAUUCAUUUUGUGAUACAUUACAUCAGUUUGCCAAAACUACAAAAAAACCAGAUAACAUCAACGCGAAUAUUACAACGAUUUUCUUAGAAGCUGCAAAUGCAAAUUCAUAUAUUCAAGAUGCCUUUGAACUUCUUAUUCCUGUUCUACAAGUUGGUGCAAUCUAA